ACUGGUGCAAAAAGCAACAUAUUAACUCUCUUUUGCUCGAAACCCGAAGCAAUACAUAAUGGAGAAUAAAAAGAAGACGAGUUUCUCGUUUGAGAUAGAGAACUUCUGGGAGAAAGUAGAUGUGAUACGAUCUCCUAUAUUCUUAAGUGGCGGCUGCGAAUGGUUUGUUGGAGUUCUUCCCAAAGGAAGAAAAGAUGAAGAUCAAUACUUGUCUGUGUACCUCGGCGUUGCGAAUCCUGAAACGCUCCGACUUGGAUGGAAAAGAAGAGCUAGUUUUUCCUUCAUUCUGUUGAAUCAGUCAGGCAAAGAGCUCUGCAGAAGGCCUGAACUCUGUAAGUUGUUCUGUGCUUACACCGAAAAAUGGGGUAGGUCAAAGGAACUGCCCCUUAAAAAGCUUAAAGAAAAAGGAUCUCUGGAGAAUAGCAAACUGAUCGUUAAGGUAGAAAUACAAGUACAUGAAGUUGUUGAUGAAGGAGGUAUAACUGGGAAGGAGAUGGUAGAUUAUAUGGGUUUCCGAGUUCUUGUUUCUCAGGUUGCUCCAGUGAGUAAGCUUUUGAAGAAACACCGGGACAUUGCAGCAAAUUUCAGACAAAGGAGUCAACUCGUGAAGACGGCAUACAUAAAUCUUCUCCUCGGCCUUAUCGAGACACUGAACAAGCCUGCACACAGCUUCACCGAUACUGAGCUAUCCAACGCUCGCAGCGAGUUGAUGGAUCUAACACGAGCAGGAUUCAAGGUUGAUUGGUUGAAGACAAAGCUUGAUAAGCUUUCUCGGGAGAGAAAGAAAGCAAAUAGUCAUGUCCAAAAACCCGAUGAUGAACACAUCAAAUCCGAAGGCUGGCUUGCUCGCUUUUGGAAUAAGUGGAAAGUAAGGUUAGGAGGAUAUGCUCAUGUUCCUUAUGAAAAAAUAGACUAGACGAAAUUUUUAUAAAUAUGUCUUUUUCUUUGGUUUUAGUUUUUUUUCUUUCAUGUUUCUGUUUUGAGUAA
Raphanus sativus (radish) is the source of this 987-nucleotide messenger RNA. RefSeq names its product MATH domain and coiled-coil domain-containing protein At2g42470-like. Gene Ontology annotation, molecular function: protein binding. The transcript has 4 exons. The coding region runs from base 59 to 916 and encodes 285 amino acids. NCBI's taxonomy places the organism in Eukaryota, Viridiplantae, Streptophyta, Magnoliopsida, Brassicales, Brassicaceae. The record is from RefSeq and is a predicted model, not a curated record.